CCCCAUUAUUACGUGUCUUCUUAUUAUAUGUACCAUCUUUAUUUCUUUAUUCAUUAUCUUUAACUAUAUAUAAAUUAACUUGUUCUCUUCGAAUAUUCGGAGCUCAACUCCUCUCUCUCUCUCUCUCUCUCUUCACGCAUUUCUUGUUCUUCUUGAAGCUUUUAUAUAAACCCAUCUCAUCCUUCUCUCUCUCUCCCCCUCUCCCCCUCUUAUUCAAACUUGUCUGAGUGAAAAAUAUUACAAGUUACGUGUUUCUUUAUACAUUCUUGACAUGGGUUUCUCUAGAGCAAAACGUGUCACCGAUCCACUCGCAGACGAAGUUAGGGCUCGUCUCGUCGGGUGUAGCUUUAGCAGCGGCAGCGAACAUACCGGCGACGGAAUCGAAGACUACGAGGACGACGACUCACCUUGUCUCUCCGAUCUUGUUCAAGGCUUCUUGGAAGAUGAAGUUGAGAUCGUUGAUGAUGAUGAGUCACGUUGGUGUGAUCAAGAUUCGGGUUCAGACUCGGAUUCUGACUCGGAAGGAGUGGAGCUCCCCGACUACGCCGACGAUAUCGCGAAGAUUCUGAGGAACUCUCUCAGGGAAGAUUCAUACGGAAGAACGGUGCUGGUUCACGUGGCGAGAGCUAUGGAAGUGUUGUCGUCUCUCGGAUCUCAGCACGAACAGCGUGCCGUUUUAAUGCGUAAGGUCAUGUCUCUUCUCAGAGAGCUUGGCCACAAUGCGGCCAUCUGCAAAACCAAAUGGAAGUCCUCCGGCGGACUCACCGCCGGUAACCACGAGUUUAUCGACGUCAUGUUCACACCUUCAGCCUCGUCCCAGUCCGCCCGUUACAUCGUCGACUUAGAUUUCGCGUCGCGGUUUCAAAUCGCGAGGCCAACGGCACAGUACGCGCGUAUGCUUCAGUCUCUCCCGGCAGUUUUCGUGGGAAGGGGAGACGAGCUGAAACGGAUCUUGCGGCUCGUAUGUGACGCAGCGAGGAUAUCGCUUAGGAGCCGUGGCCUCACGCUUCCGCCGUGGAGGAAGAAUCGUUAUAUGCAAACGCGGUGGCUUGGUCCUUACAAACGCACCGCCAACUUAACCCCUUCAUCUUCCGCCGUUAACACAGUCGUGUGUCGUGCCAUCGGUUUCGAUGAUGCCGUCGGUGGCCGUCUAUUUGUGCGAACACGAUAAAACUAACUCAAACAACGUCACGUGUUAUCUUUUAACUCGAGUUUUUCCAAUAUAUUCUUAGAGAAUUAAUUCAUAUUUUUUUUGGUC
This is a messenger RNA of Capsella rubella, 1258 nucleotides long. RefSeq lists its product as uncharacterized. Lineage: Eukaryota; Viridiplantae; Streptophyta; Magnoliopsida; Brassicales; Brassicaceae. The record is from RefSeq and is a predicted model, not a curated record. The coding region runs from base 272 to 1171 and encodes 299 amino acids. The transcript has a single exon.